ACUGGCUAUUUAUUGUUGUUUUAAACGGUGAUCACGUCGGACCGGUCCGGCAGGUUUGUGUGGGGCUGAACAGGUGAGGCAGCGGGGGAAGAAGGGCGGGGAGCCGCCGCAGGAGACUCUACAAGCAGGAAGAAGGAGAAAACAUGGUGCGGUGACAGAGAGCGUCCCGGACACCCACCGAGAGCGAGAUUCACCUUGUUAUCCUGAAUUAUUCUGAGGAGAAGACACUUGGGGGGGACAGCUGAGGUGCAAAGAUGAGUCGGCGGCGUGUAGACUCCCAGGGUUCCCUGGAACCUGACGAUGAGGUCAUGCCGUACAGCGAUGAUGAGACGGAUGACGAACUGGAAGCGAGCUCUGAGGGCGAAACAGAUGAGCCUCCAGGAACCUUGUCGGCCCAAGUAGAGGCAAAACCCAGUGAGAUGGGCUGGAAGGUGAAAGCCAACGACCGUCCCUAUCAUCAUCUCCCAGAAUUUCAAAAAAAGGUCUUCUUGUGCAUCAAGAAAAGCAGAUACUCUGGAAACGGCAUUAAGACAUACAAGUACAAUGCCCUUACCUUCAUCCCACUGAACUUGUACGAGCAGUUAAAGAGAGCUGCCAAUCUCUAUUUCCUGGCUCUGCUCAUCUUACAGAUUAUUCCAGACAUUUCCACUCUGCCCUGGUACACCACGCUGAUUCCUCUGGUUGUAGUGCUGGGAGUCACUGCCAUCAAAGACUUGGUGGAUGAUCUGGCACGUCACAGGAUGGACAAAGAGAUCAACAACAGGAAGUGUGAUGUACUGCUCAACGGAAGGUUUGAAGAGUCAAAAUGGAUGGACAUUCAGGUUGGAGAUGUGGUUCGUCUCAAGAAAAACGAUUUUGUUCCGGCUGACAUCCUCCUAUUAUCCAGCUCCAACCCAAACAGCCUAUGUUAUGUAGAAACUGCUGAACUUGAUGGAGAGACCAACCUGAAGUUUAAAUUGGGGCUUCGGGUGACUGAUGAAAGACUGCAGGAGGAACGCCAGCUGGCUGAGUUUGACGCCCUGAUUGAGUGUGAGGAGCCAAACAACCGCCUGGAUAAGUUCACGGGGGUGAUGCGGUGGAACAGGGAGCGCUACCCCUUGGAAGUGGACAACAUGCUCCUCCGAGGCUGCAAGAUCAGAAAUACUGAAGUUUGCCAUGGGCUUGUCAUUUUUGCAGGAGCUGACACCAAAAUCAUGAGGAAUGGUGGCAAAACGAGGUUCAAGAGGACUAAAAUCGAUGAGCUGAUGAACUACAUGGUUUAUGCAAUCUUCGUGGUGCUGCUCCUGCUGGCGGCAGGUCUGGCUAUUGGUCACACCUACUGGUACGAGGAUAUCGGCUCUAAGGCCUGGUAUCUGUUUGACGGCAAAGACCAGGCUGCCUCCUACAGAGGAUUCCUCAGCUUCUGGGGGUACAUCAUCGUCCUCAACACCAUGGUGCCCAUUUCGCUAUAUGUCAGUGUGGAGGUGAUUCGUCUGGGCCAGAGUAAGUUCAUCAACUGGGAUCUGCAGAUGUAUUUUGCAGAGAAAGACACACCAGCUAAGGCUCGUACCACCACCCUGAAUGAGCAACUCGGCCAGAUCGAAUACAUCUUUUCCGACAAGACGGGAACUUUGACACAGAACAUCAUGCAGUUCAAGAAGUGCACCAUUGGUGGACGCAGCUACGGUAACCCAACCACCGAGCAGGGAGUGUCUCUGGACCGAGGACGGCCGGUGGACUGGAGCUGGAACCGCCGCGCUGACAAAAAGUUCCAGUUCAUGGAUCAUUACCUGGUUGCCCAUGUCCGUUCCCAGAAGGAUAAAGAGGCCACUGAGUUCUUCAAACUGUUGUCCCUCUGCCACACUAUCAUGGUGGAGCACAAAGAUGAUGAUCUUGUGUACCAGGCAGCAUCUCCAGACGAGGGCGCCCUGGUGACGGCAGCCAGGAACUUCGGCUACGUGUUUCUGUCUCGUACCCAGGACAGUAUCACCAUCUGGGAAAUGGAGCAGGAGAUGACCUAUGAAAUGUUGGCCCUGCUCGACUUCAACUCUGACCGCAAACGGAUGUCCAUCAUUUUGAGGUUUCCUGAUGGCCGCAUCCGUCUGUACUGUAAAGGAGCAGACACUGUCAUCUAUGAGCGACUCUCCCCUAACUCGAAACACAAGGAAACUACCCAGACUGCUCUUGAUAGUUUUGCCAGCGAGACCCUCCGAACGCUGUGUUUGUGUUACAAAGACAUCAGUCCAAAUGAAUUUGAAGCCUGGUCCAGGAAACACAAAGAGGCCCAGGUGACCAUGGUGGACAGAGAGGCUGCCCUCGACAGAGUGUACGAAGAAAUUGAGAACAACCUGAUGCUGAUUGGUGCAACAGCCAUUGAGGAUAAGCUGCAGGAUGGAGUCCCAGAGACAAUCGAGAAACUGGCAAAAGCUGAAAUCAAGAUCUGGGUCCUGACUGGAGAUAAGAAAGAGACGGCAGAGAACAUCGGAUAUUCCUGUUCACUUCUGACAGACGACAUGCAUAUCCACUAUGGAGAAGAUGUCAAUGAGAAGCUGAGGAUUCGUCAGUCCAACAGGAGAUUUGAACCUCAAACUUUCCGAAAGAAAAAGAAAGCUGCAGAGCCUUUCUUCCCUGAGCCAGGAAAAAACGCUCUCAUCAUCACUGGAGGAUGGCUGAAUGAAAUUCUCUAUGAAAAGAAGAAGAAACGACGUCGUCUGCAUCUUCGUCGUCUGGGAAAGCGACCACCUCCCAGCAACCCUCAGGACGGACAACCAAUGAAUGACUGGGAAAAAGAAAUGAGACAGAUUGACUUUGUGGACAUGGCCUGUGAGUGUGAAGCAGUCAUCUGCUGCCGCGUAACACCAAAGCAAAAGGCCAACGUUGUGAGUUUGGUGAAAAAGUACAAGAAGGCUAUCACACUAUCCAUCGGAGACGGAGCCAACGACGUUAAUAUGAUCAAGACUGCAGACAUCGGUGUAGGUAUCAGUGGUCAGGAGGGGAUGCAGGCUGUUAUGUCCAGCGACUACGCCUUUGCUCAGUUCCGUUACCUGCAGCGCCUCCUGCUGGUGCAUGGACGCUGGUCUUACAUCCGUAUGUGCAAGUUCCUGCGUUUCUUCUUCUUCAAGAACUUUGCCUUCACUCUGGUCCACUUCUGGUACUCCUUUUUCAGCGGAUACUCCUCACAGGUCGCCUAUGAGGACUGGUUCAUCACUCUCUAUAAUCUCUGUUACAGCAGCUUACCUGUUCUUCUUGUUGGACUUCUUGACCAGGACGUUAAUGACAGACUCAGCCUGAAAUUCCCUAAGCUCUACUUGCCCGGCCAACAGGGGACGAUGUUCAACUACAAAAGUUUCUUCAUCAGCUUGUUCCACGGCAUCUUCGUCUCGCUUAUCACCUUUUUCAUCCCAUACGGAGCGUUCCUGCAGACCAUGGGACAGGAUGGAGAAGCCCCUUCUGACUACCAGUCCUUUGCUGUCGUAACUGCCUCGUCCUUGAUCUUUACAGUCAACCUGCAGAUCUCUCUGGAUACUUCGUACUGGACCUUCGUCAAUUGCUUCUCAGUUUUGGGCAGUAUAGCUAUAUACUUUGGCAUAAUGUUUGACAUCCACAGCGCUGGGAUACACGUCAUCUUCCCCUCAGUGUUCACCUUCACUGGGGCAGCAUCGAACGCUCUACGGCAGCCCUACCUGUGGUUGACCAUCAUCCUGACGGUGGGCAUCAGCCUGCUUCCUGUCAUCUGCAUCCAGUUCCUCCAUAAAACCAUCUGGCCUGCUGAAGGAGACAAGAUCCAGAGAAACAGAAAGAAGUACGAGAUGCAGCUGGAGGAUGAGGGGAAGAAAAAGCCAGCCUUCGAGCGAGGCAGGCGUUCCCGCCGGUCUGCCUACGCCUUCUCUCACUCCCGUGGUUACGCUGACCUCAUCUCGUCCGGGAGGAGCAUACGACGGCGCCCGGCGGCUCGUGGUGGACCCCAGGACAGCAUCAGGGAGGUUCCCCACAGAGAGGCCGAAAACAUCUGAGUGGGUGUGGGAUGUGAGAUGGAGCAAAGCCACAGGGAAAUAUCUGGGAGUGCCAGGAGGAGUGCCAUUUUUCUAUGUGGAGUCUGGAGUGGUCAACAUCGUCGGUCCCGUUGCAGUUUCAGAAGACUUUUUCUCUGGCAUUCCAGUCCUAAAUGGGUUUUUGCUCCAGUCUGUGACCUAAGCCCCACUCCAUCAAGUUCCACCUCUAUGCACAGACUUCUGUUAAAAUCCAAAACAUGUAAAAGCUCACCGAAGAGACGACCGCCACUACAGGGGUACGAGGUCACACAGCAUCUGUGUGACUAAUAAUGUUAUUUAACUCAGGAUUUUUAAAAUGAAAGCCUUAUUUUUAGUCAGUUUAUCUGUGCUCAGCACUACCACGGCUGACGUGACACCGUAACGUUGUUUAGUAUGAUAUCUUGGGACGUUUUAGCCUGACCUCUGCGGAGCGUUUGCUAGAUUACUUUUAAUAAAAUUCCCAAUAAAUAUUCAGUAAUUCUUACCGUACUACGCUACAAUCAGACUGUAAUAUCUGUUGUUUUGUUUUAAUGUUUUAUCCUCAAUAAUGGUAGAAUGUUACUAUGCCAGGCUAUGCAAGAGAGCCAGACGUUAUAAAGUGUGUCUUAAUUUAAAAGUUGUGAAUAGUGAUCUUUCCUCCUCUGCCGUAUCAGACCUUCCUAGUGUCACCAAUCUGAUUGACUUUUUCUCUAAGAUCGUUAUAAUACCUCUUUCAAAGCUGAUCUCUAAUGUUUUCUAUACCUCACAUUUUGUUCAUUUUAUUUUUCUAAGGUGCUUUAAAGAAUCUCUUCAGGGAACCCGCAGCAGCAUCAGUUUCUUUUCAGUCUUUUCCAUUGUUCACAAUCUAAACUGAAGGGCUCUUUACUUGUAACAGAAAAAGAAACCGCUUGGAUCUUGUUUAUCUUCUGUUCUGUAAAACUUAAAUGUUAUUUUUUUUUUCCUUUCUAUUUUUAUUGUUUUCAAACUGGAUGUCCCUUAAGUGUAAAACUUUCUGUGAAUUUUCUGUGUGUCAUUUGUUGUUUACAAUAUUUUCUCAGUCCCAUAAUCACAUUUAGCCAAAACUGACACUCUUCUGUUACUGUAUCCUCUUCAUGCUAGUGUUACUGUCUGCAGAUAAUAUCGUUUUAUUACAGAAUGAAUGAAGGCGGUUGAUCACUGCUGUUGAGUAGGGUGUUUCUGUCCUGUGUAUGACGGUAUUUUAACAUGUGGUUGUUAAUAAAAGCCAAGGGCACGUUUAGCAAUCUGAAAA
Molecule: messenger RNA, 5259 nt
Organism: Mugil cephalus (flathead mullet)
Lineage: Eukaryota; Metazoa; Chordata; Actinopteri; Mugiliformes; Mugilidae
Gene: atp8b1
Product: ATPase phospholipid transporting 8B1
Exons: 30
Coding region: 255-3992 (1245 amino acids)
Biological process (GO): Golgi organization; phospholipid translocation
Cellular component (GO): plasma membrane
Molecular function (GO): magnesium ion binding; ATP hydrolysis activity; ATPase-coupled intramembrane lipid carrier activity
Source: RefSeq, a predicted model, not a curated record